Molecule: messenger RNA, 984 nt
Organism: Dicrocoelium dendriticum
Lineage: Eukaryota; Metazoa; Platyhelminthes; Trematoda; Plagiorchiida; Dicrocoeliidae
Source: the annotation of a GenBank genome assembly
AUGUUUUUAUGUUUUUAUAGUCUCCUCACAAAACGUUUCAAACUGAACCACGCCAGUUACGGCAAAGACAGCUCUUCCAGCAAUGAAUGCUCGUUGUUUGUGGGGGAGCUGACGGAAGAUGUGGAUGAUUUAGCCUUAUUCAAUGCUUUCAAGAAAUAUCCCACUUGCAGGUCCGCGAAAGUGGUCAUGACAAACGGUAAGUCGCGCGGAUACGGCUUCGUGCGCUUCUUAACGGAGGCCGAUAUGGACAAAGCCCUCAUAGAGAUGCAAAACUACUGCGGCUUGGGUUACAAGCCCAUCCGCGUUAGUCUUGCUAUACCAAAGAGGUACAACGCAGACGGGAGCGUAGCUGUGACGAAUUCGAGUUCGGAAACGACAUCAUCUAUUGUUCCCAGUGGCAUGCCGGAUCCCUUCACAGCCGCUGUAGCGGCUGCUGUUACCGGCAGUUCUGCUGCCCAAGCAGAAUACUAUCAAGCCUACCAGCAAUAUUACCAGCAGUAUUAUGCGUCGCAAUACGCAGCUCAGUUUUACGGGGAUUCGAGCACAACGUCCACUGGUGGAAUUGCCUCAACUGCCGGUGUUUCUUGGAGCACUGCAACCAACUCAAAUGGGGAUCCCACCGUUGAACAACAUGCAAUGCUAGAUGCGGCCGCCUCCGAACUGUAUGCGAGAGCGCUUGCUCGCUCUAUGGGCUCACAUGAGUAUUCACCAGAGCCUCAUGUUUUAUCUUCUGCGUUCGAUCGUCCGCGCCACGUCGACGACCUAGACGAAGUGUUUGGCUUCUUGGAGGCUUCAAGAUGGCACGCUACCGAUCCGUCCCUCGGCUUGUUUGUAAAAAUCCGGCCAUGAACCGCGUGUGAUGUUCUCAUCAUACCAAACAGUUGUGAUGUAAAUACUCGAGCUGAGAUAAUCACACUACUUGACUUGUCGGUUUUUUUGUGGAAAUUCACGUUUUAAUGCAUGUUACACCUCUUUUCGAGCGUA